This is a messenger RNA of Dentiscutata heterogama, 669 nucleotides long. NCBI's taxonomy places the organism in Eukaryota, Fungi, Glomeromycota, Glomeromycetes, Diversisporales, Gigasporaceae. The record is from the annotation of a GenBank genome assembly.
AUGCCAUCUGAAAUAAAAGAAAACGAAAUUGAUGCUAGCGAUGAAGUUACUCACCUCGAGUUCGUGGGAGAUAGGGCAUCUGCCUCCAGUGAAAAUAUCGCUCUUUUGGAAAAAUUUUUAGAGUGUUGCCGUCUUGUUACUGAUAAAGUUAUUGAUGAAAUUGUACAAUACUGUUCAAACUUGGAAUUUCUUUCUGUAGUAGGUACAAAUAUUACUAAAGAUGCAUUGAGCAAACUUAAUCCAAAGAUCAUGAUAAAGCGAGAUUCAACACUUGAAAUGGACCCAGAAAAAGAACUUAAUGAUCUCCGGACAUCACUUGUUUAUUUAGUGCAGGAUUUAUGGUCAACUUAUGCAAAUCUCGAAGAUAUUGUACAAUACUGCGAAGACAAGAUUAAAGAUGAACAUUAUCAAAAUUUAAUUAUAGAAUUGGAGAGGGAUAUGAGAGGUACAGCUGAAAGACUCGGUUUGAUGGUACGUAUGUAUGGUCUUAAAGAAAAAAUUAAUUAUCAGCCUACAAAUCCGGAAUAUAACACUAAUUAUGUUAUUACUGAGUUUGUUCCACGCGAUAUAAAAUAUAUAGGUAGAGAAUCCUUAUCGUCACAUAUGAAAUUCCAAACACCACGAAGCGAGUUCCAUCAAAGAUUAUAUAAAAAUGAAUUCUUUCCCUAA